GCUAGUGUUUCGUUUCACGCAGCCCCGCCCGAGUCUGUGUUUGCACUGCACACAGCCAUUUAAAUGGUGCUGGAGGUCUUUCAUUCUGUUGUAGGUCCGCCGCUACGCAAAAAGGGACACAGGCUGUUUGCAGUCUCCUGGGCCAAAAACAAGCCCAACAUAACACAAGCAGCAGCCCACUUUGACAAAAGAACGAAAGCUAAGUCACGUCACCCAGCAGCCCCCAAACUUAUCGCCGGCUGCUGUCCGUCUGUACCUUGGCAUAUAACAUCGGGUCGCGGACCUGCAGAUGAGGGUGGUCAGAUUGAGAUGACAUGCCAGACACCAGUCAGAUUGCCAGUGCACCUUUGAACAGCGUGGCUGUUGUCUUACGUUCGUCAUGGAAUACAUAGUGUAGACGGCACCCAGGGCGCCAAGCACCAACGUCACCGACACCCUGGAGAAAGCAACAAUGCGCACAAGCUAUUUCCGCAUUCACAACGGAUCCUCCUCAUGACUGACUAUCUUGUCCUACCAUAGAGUGAUCUGGAAUUGUGUGGUGUGAACUGCCUCUCCUUGGCCCUUAUUCGUUGUCGGUUGUGCAGCCCUGGGCGUCGCGGACGGCUUGGCAGCGCCAGCCUGGGGAGCUGCGGGCUGGGCAACUGUUGGCUUUGCGGUUCCCGUCGUGCCAGCAGGUUGCGAAGCAUCCUGCAACGACUGUAAGCACCCAUACGCGAGAAGCACAUGUGCAGUAGCCAACAACUUCGGUUUCGUGUGCUUACUCGUUUAGUAUGUGCAACAGACGUCUGGAGCAGGUGGAUGAGGGCGGUGGGCGACUCGUGGAUGGGGGCCGAGAUGUUGGUGGAACUCGUGCGCCAAGUGUCCUGAACACGGUGAGGAAUCUGAGACUCCUGCAGACACAAAGGACACAAAUGCACGAGUGCAAGCCAUGAGUGUCAGCUUCGCAUUUGCACCUGUCCGUGCACAGGAGGCUUCAGGUUGAGAACGGCACCCCACAUGUGACCGUCACUCUGCUUCUUCGCCGAUGUCAACACCUACAGGGGCAAGGAGAGCAAGCAAAGGUCGGAGCAUGCAUUGCGGACAUUGGUUCAUCUUUUGUGUACUGUACCUGGUCAACUGCAUGCAUGGUAAGCGCCGAUGCAAGCUGAUGUUCCAUGCUACCCUUCCCGUAGCGGUCAGCAGCACACUGAAACACCAAUCGCGAGAUGGAACGAGGCUAUAUGAAUACAUGACUCUUCCGCCUCACCUUGGUUCCAAGUGUUGGAGCGAGCAUCAUGACGAUUGGACGGCCCUCGGCCUCAGCAACUACACGGCUCCUCUGCAUGACACAAAACGCACAGGCACACAUGCGUCUGGUAUGCUCCGCAUGCCCACCCCCAUGACCCUCCCUCACCGCUAGAGAGGAGAGAGCGGCUGUUUCGCCCAUCAUGACCCUUGUGCAGUGAUGGUUGGCGUCGAGGGUGCCCUCAAGGUCGAGGAACGACAUCUUGAGCACGUCAGGCGCCUCGCCAGGUGUGCUCUGCAUCACUUCGACAGCUCCAAGGUCGCCUAUCAGGCCUUGAACGGCGUCGAGCUGCAGCACUUGGCUAAGGGGGGCGGGAGGGACGGAGGGGUUCUCCUCGAGACCACUCAAAGCGGACCGCAUCGUCUCAGCAGCCUGAAAUGCGGGCGACAGUCGAGAGGAUCGUCAUGACGCUGUGUGCAAGGCAAAGGGGCGCGUAUUCUACCUGCUUGUUGGCAUUUUUCACAGCCGGAGAGUUGAGAUGCUGGAACUGGUUACAGGACCCCAGCUCGAGAAAUUGGGGGUCACCGGACACGCAGACGGUCAGAGGGCCGUCAGACUGAGGACACGCAAAAGGCAGCGACAGUCCACGCCGUGGAAGCGCAUGAGUUGGUGUGACCUUACAGUAGACGUGGAAGAUAGGAGCUCCUCAGUUAUUGUGGUUGCGAGUGGGCGAGACUCUGCUACCUCGAGGAAGGCAGUCACCUGGUGACCUGGCAAUGGGCAACGAGUCACUCAUCGGGUGCGCAUCCAUCACGUCGGCCUCUUCCCUUCUGUAUUUACCGUGUUCAUCAACCCAGCUAGGUGCCACGACCCCGUGGCUGCCAGAGGGACUUCGAGUCAAAACCGACGUGGUAACGCACAGCUGAAGGCAAAAGCAAACGCGAGCAGCGGAUGAAUGGGCGUCACGCGGACAUCGCCGUACACGUGCGUAGCCUACCGAUGUCUGGCAUGACGAUUCCAGCACCGUGGACUCUUUAUCUUUGGGGUCCAGACUGAAGUAGUCGGACUUGAACGCAGGCUUUUCUGGCACACGACCAUCAACACACGAAAGAGGUCCAGCUGUCACAAAUGAAUGCAUGAUCCCUACGAACACGCACCUGGGAACGAUUCAAGAAAGACGACCGCCUGAAGAGCACAGAGGGCCAAUAAGCCAUCACAGCCACGUGUAUUGACCUUCUCGUCAACGUACCGAUACACGUGGUUUCUGGAAGAUGUUCGAUGCCGCCUUGGUCGUGUACAGGUCAGUGAGCAGGGCUGUGGCAGCUUCAUGACGCGGCGCCAGGCCUACCUCAUGGCCCAGCAGGUCACCAAGCAGCUCAUCGCUCACGCUUGGCAGGUGUGUGGCGGCUUCAUAGAAGGGGAAGUACACCUCGCCAACUGCAGCGGUUGCAGCCUACCAAACACAUGAAUACCAAUGCUUUCCAGAUGUUUCUCCGCCCUGGCUUCUCCGUGCCACCUUGCUGCAUCACUGCACUCACCAGAGCUGACUUGAGCGUCCCCUGCGCCAACGCAAGCACCAGCAAUGCUCCGCUGAUGGGCAUCGUGGCUCCCUUUCUGUGCUCUGAGAGCACUUCCAGGCAGUCCCGUGUCGAUGGCCCUUCGACGAUAAUCUGAGUGCUGCACCCUCUUCAG
Messenger RNA from Vitrella brassicaformis, 2917 nucleotides. Lineage: Eukaryota; Vitrellaceae. The record is from the annotation of a GenBank genome assembly.